Gongylonema pulchrum is the source of this 372-nucleotide messenger RNA. NCBI's taxonomy places the organism in Eukaryota, Metazoa, Nematoda, Chromadorea, Rhabditida, Gongylonematidae. The record is from the annotation of a GenBank genome assembly.
AUGACUCGAGUGAAGGCGCGUGAUUUGCGUGGCAAGAAGAAAGAGGAGCUGACCAAGCAGCUGGACGAGCAGAAAACGGAGCUCGCUUCUCUCCAAGUAUCGAAAGUGACCGGAGGUGCGGCAUCGAAGUUGUCGAAAAUCAGAACUGUGCGUAAGAACAUUGCUCGUAUUUUGACUGUUAUCAAUCAAACACAGAAACAAGAAUUGCGGAAAUUUUACAAGGGCAAAAAGUUUAAGCCGUUGGAUUUACGACUGAAGAAAACACGAGCUAUGCGACGUGCGCUGACAAAGCAUGAGGCGAAUCUGAAAUCAAAGAAGCAGCUGGCUAAACUUCGGAAAUUCCCAAUGAGAAAGUUUGCUGUGAAAGCCUAA